AUGGCUGUAGGAAAAAAUAAGCGGCUCUCCAAGGGCAAGAAGGGUAUCAAGAAGAAGGUCGUCGACCCCUUCUCUCGCAAAGACUGGUUCGACAUCAAGGCUCCUUCAAUUUUCGAGCAGCGCAACGUUGGCAAGACAUUGACGAACCGAUCUCAGGGCCUGAAAAACGCCAAUGACUCGCUGAAAGGCCGCAUCAUCGAACUCUCCUUGGGUGAUCUCAACAAGGAGGAGGAUCUCUCUUUCCGCAAAAUCAAGCUACGCAUCGAUGAAGUCCAGGGCAAGAACUGCCUCACGAACUUCCACGGCAUGGACUUCACCUCCGACAAGAUCCGCUCGCUCGUCCGCAAGUGGCAGACUCUCAUCGAGGCCCACGUCGAUGUCAAGACCACUGACGGCUACCUUCUCCGCCUCUUCGCUAUCGGCUUCACGAAGCGACGACCAGAGCAAGUGCGCAAGACCACCUACGCUCAGUCAGCGCAGAUACGGGAGAUUCGCAAGAAGAUGUUCGAGAUCAUGACGCGGGAGUCGACCAACUGCGACCUGAAGGAGCUGGUGCAGAAGUUCGUGCCGGAGGCUAUUGGACGGGAGAUCGAGAAGGCUGCGCGCAGCAUCUACCCUCUGCAAAACGUCUACAUCCGCAAGGCGAAAAUCCUGAAAGCACCCAAGUUCGACAUGUCAAAACUUCUUGAGCUCCAUGGCGAAUCAACAACUGAGACGGGAACGCGGGUCGUUAAGGACUACAAGGAGCCGGAGGUUCUCGAAUCCGUAUAA
Messenger RNA from Pleurotus ostreatus (oyster mushroom), 771 nucleotides. It is a transcript of the gene RPS1, whose product is annotated as ribosomal 40S subunit protein S1B. The record is from RefSeq and is a predicted model, not a curated record. Gene Ontology annotation, biological process: translation. Gene Ontology annotation, cellular component: cytosol; ribosome. NCBI's taxonomy places the organism in Eukaryota, Fungi, Basidiomycota, Agaricomycetes, Agaricales, Pleurotaceae. Bases 1 to 771 code for a protein of 256 amino acids. The transcript has 5 exons. Gene Ontology annotation, molecular function: structural constituent of ribosome.